AUGCCGAUCUUUCCCCUUAGCAAGUUGCAAAACUCAUCCGUUGUAGUGCAGAGCAAAGGAUCAGUUGCAGGGAAAACUGGGGGGCGAGGGUUGAGAGUAGGUGUAGGAUAUGGAGCGAAUGAAUCGCUAGAGCAGAAUGGUGAUGUGACACCAGUGGUGGUAGACGCGCUGGAGGUGCUGGCAGAAACAGAAGGUGUUGUAGAGCUUAUAGCAAGAAUUGAUGAAGAAUUAGAUGGGGUUGAGACCAGCAAAUACUCUAGCAGAGGGUGCAUACACUCCGAGAGCCCCUUUAGAUCCCGAGGCUCAUUUUCCAGUCUUUGUGCUACUGUGGGCAUGGUACCACGCAACAUCUCCAACCAGUUCUUGCAGCAGCGCUGUUUCCUCCUCGUGGAGGCCUCCAAAUCAAUGGUAUAUCCUGUCUCGGUUACCGGACUAUACACAAUGCCCCCUUCCCAUAAUCCACUGGCCUCAACACCAUCGUCCGCAGCAUCCUUUUCCACUCCCCGCCUGCCUCAAUUGCCUCCGCUUCAAGAAUCCCCUCUCGCAUCAUUUUCACGCCCUGCCCCAUUGCUCUCGAUUCCACUACCUCCAGUCGCAUAUAGCCGUCAAACAGGCCGACUUAGUACUGGCGGGAGUUCUGUUAGUCCUGGAUCUGCUGGCGCUCCUCUUCCACCAAUGCCCACAUACCAACCUUCAUCUCUCCUUACACCAUAUACUCGUAAUGCUCCUUCUUCCAGUGUUCCGCUACCAGGUCCACCCCUGCAUACCCUCAACAGCAGUAGCAGGCAGCAUGGAAAUCGAAACCGUACUUAUGCCUCCCGGAAGCCCUAUGAUGUCCCUCGCCUCCACAAGCCAUUGAAGGAGCAAACAUUAGUGAUAGAGCUUGUAAUGUAUCCCCACGACUUUAUGCCUUUACCUUCUCAUGUCGAAGACACUCUCCUUUAUGAGCCCAUCACCAUACCGUGUCCAGAUCGCCUACCUUCUGGCGAAACCUUUGCAUCUCAACUUCAAUUUCUCUCACAACAACACUGCACCUACCGUCUUGAACUCCACGCAUCCAGUCCCAAUGAUGUCAUCCUUGAUCAAGUAUAUACCGGCGUCCAUAACAUGAUGGAACUUGGAUCACUGGAGUUUCCCACAUACUCGGACAUGGCAUUUGACUUGGACCAAGACGAGGAGAACCGCAAUAUUCGAGUCCAAUAUGCCCGCCUCCCUUUCCGCCUCCUGAUGCCUGGCAAUCGUAGCCGCUAUCCUGGCCGGCCGCUCAGUGUAGACACUGAGAACUCUUGGCGUCAAUAUACUUUUUCUGCACUUCGCAAGCUAGCAAAGCGAGUAGACCAUCCCUCUGGCCAGGUUGGGGUGCUUUUGCUAUGUCCCAAAGAUGGCGCAAUUAUAGGCCCUAUUGUAUUAGGAAGCACAGAGAAACAUGCAUUCUUUGCUGAUCGCAUUCACUACUUUCUAGAAAAUGGUGAACCUUGCACUCGCAUGUCCUGUCAUCUUGGGUGUCCAUGGUCAUCCCAGUCAUCCCAACGUCGUCACUCUCUCUCUAUUGCUACCAACAAUGAUUUGGACAGCGAUUCCAGUAGCGCAGAAUCAUCCCACCCAUCACCUAUUGAUCUUACAGAGUCCCCAGUGAUUUUGUCAGACCCACUGCCCGAACUUGCACGUCACUCCAGCACGCUAGUCUCUCCCACCAUGCAGCUUCUCAACAUUGAGCUAGCACAACCCCCUCCUCGUACAGGUACCUUGGCUACUCAGACCCAUGAACCUUUAGUUCGCUCUAUCUCUCCCCAGCCUCUAUCCUCCCGUACCAUAUACACACCCUCUCAGCCUCCUUCCCUUGUAGAUCUCGCUGUGCUUGACAGGGAUGUUCGUGCUUCUGGACCGGAGCAUUUACGGAAUUCAGUAUGGCAUGUUCGAUCAGAGUCCCUUGAAUCUACAGUCAAAGGAUUGCUUGCCUUUAUUAUUCAAGCUCGUCACCGUCCUGAUGGACCAUUCAAUGCUCCACCAGACUUGCCCACUAAUUUUACCCUCAUCCCCAAUAAUGUCCGGCUCCAUGAAGUAUGGACCAUGCAUUGGUUAUUCCGAGCGGGCCGGUCAGGUGAUACUAUUGGUGAUGGUGUCACACAUCAGGUUCUCUAUGAAGCAAUAUGUGUUGCCAGUAACCGCACCUGUCAGGAUGUGCAAAGCACUGAGGAUGGCUUCGUGUUCCUCCAAGUUGACGAGUUCCCUGAUGCUGAUCAGGAAGACUAUGCAUUUGCACUGGGUGUCUUAUGCACUAUGUUCUUGCUACGUGUACACUCAGCACCGCUUCCUGUCUCCCCAGCCCUCCUCCAAGUGACUAUUGGGGGGAUAGAUUCCUUGGUCGACUCUGCAUGGCUAGAAGCCAUCCUUCCAGAUAUGUUCAACGUCCUCAAACUUUUCCCUUCAUCUGCUGGUGCUGCUCAAGAUUUUUCUCGUCUUACUCCCCAAGAGGUCCAGGACCUCCAGCGUAUUUUAUGUCAUGUUGGCAAGCAAACUCUCGCACAACUAUCUUGCACACGCGCGGCACAGUGGCCGAAUAUGAUACGAGCCUUACAUGCUUCAUUACUUCUUGGUGUUCGAGCACCCCAACUCCAUGAGUCUACGAUAUAUGCUGCAUUCCGCCAGGGCCUUGAUCAGGCUUUGUCUCCAACGCAUCACUCAUUUAUUGGUGCUAUCUCAAACUCAUCCAAGUUCCUUCUAUACGAAGCAUACAGCUGCCGUCGUUUAAGUUCCCCUUUGCAGUUAUUCCCUCUCCUAUCAUUCGACGUACUUGGAGAUGCUGAUUUUGAGAAUGAUAUGGCUACCCUGUUACCAAACCUAAGGGAACAUGUGGAGCGUUACUUCAAGGGAGUCGGGCACCCUGCUGACCCUCUCUUUACCAACCUCGUCAGUUCAGCUCAGCUAGCUACCGAUAACCAGGAUAUAUGCUACCGUGCUCGUCGCUUUGUGAAGCUGAUAAGCGGCAUCACUCUUCUGCCUCCUGGCCUCAGAAACUUCACUAUUACUGUUCACCAAGACAUUUCCAUUUCAGCAACAUUCAAUGGUCAUUAUGAUGUGUGCUUCCAGUCCACAAUUGUAUUGAUCAUUCUCUGA
Suillus clintonianus is the source of this 3117-nucleotide messenger RNA. RefSeq lists its product as uncharacterized. The transcript is spliced from 11 exons. The record is from RefSeq and is a predicted model, not a curated record. NCBI's taxonomy places the organism in Eukaryota, Fungi, Basidiomycota, Agaricomycetes, Boletales, Suillaceae. The coding region runs from base 1 to 3117 and encodes 1038 amino acids.